Messenger RNA from Conger conger (European conger), 1121 nucleotides. Its product is annotated as growth factor receptor-bound protein 2-like. The transcript has 6 exons. Gene Ontology annotation, molecular function: protein binding. The record is from RefSeq and is a predicted model, not a curated record. Lineage: Eukaryota; Metazoa; Chordata; Actinopteri; Anguilliformes; Congridae. Bases 429 to 1082 code for a protein of 217 amino acids.
GAGAGUUUGCUCAAUCGGUGGAAAGGAGAUGGGAAUAACAGUGCUGGGAAAAGAGUAGGAACAAAUAGUAUUUUCUUUAUGAUAUAACACGACGGGGUUAGAGUUUGGCGUGUCCAACAUAACACUAUAUCUGAAAAUAGUCUCAAUUUCAAGAGUGAGACACGAAACAUUUGUGUAACCGCGCAGCGAGAGCUAGCUAACUCAUUUGAACUGUGUAUGACGCCGUGACAGACGGUUCGUUGCCUGUACAUUUAUGUGAGCAGUCUAGCCUCGGAGAAAGGGGCUUGAACGGGAGGAGAGACUCAGAGACCCAUACCAGGAUUGUGGGUUUUGUUUUUUGUUUUUGGGAACCAGGAAUAAUCCAAUCGACUGCAACGAUUUAGUUUACCUGUUCAACUACAGCGCACAGGUGUUCAACCGAACGCACAAUGGAGGCCAUCGCCAAGUACGAUUUCAAAGCCACUGCAGACGACGAGCUGAGUUUUAAACGUGGGGAAGUAUUAAAGGUUCUAAACGAGGAAUGCGACCAGAACUGGUACAAGGCAGAGCUGAACGGGAAAGACGGCUUUAUUCCAAAGAACUACAUAGAGAUGAAGGCCCAUCCGUGGUUCUUCGGGAAGAUCCCGCGGGCCAAGGCGGAGGAGAUGCUGAACAAACAGCGGCACGACGGGGCCUUCCUGAUCCGAGAGAGCGAGAGUGCGCCCGGGGACUUCUCCCUGUCCGUCAAGUUCGGAAACGACGUGCAGCACUUCAAAGUCCUGCGUGACGGGGCGGGGAAGUACUUCCUCUGGGUGGUGAAGUUUAAUUCUCUCAACCAGCUAGUGGAUUACCACCGCUCCACCUCCGUGUCGAGGAACCAGCAGAUCUUCCUCCGAGACAUAGAGCAGGUUCCCCAGCACUCCACGUACGUCCAGGCGCUGUUCGACUUCGACCCGCAGGAGGACGGGGAGCUGGGCUUCAGGCGCGGAGACUUCAUCCAGGUUCUAGACAACUCCGACCCCAACUGGUGGAAAGGGGCCUGCCACGGGCAGACGGGCAUGUUCCCGCGCAACUACGUCACGCCUGUCAAUCAGAACAUGUAACCCUCCGCCCCCCCCCCGCCCCCCACCUCGCACUCUCCA